AUGAAGUUCAUGCAUUUCACAUCAGGUUACUUCAUUUGUAUUUUCUAUUCUGUGUACUCCUACAAUGUUACUGACGAGGACCGUCUAUAUAGGGACUUAUUCAACAACUACAAUAAAGAACUUCGUGCUGGAAAUGACAGGGACUACCCACUGAACGUGUCGAUGCAAUUCUAUCUACUUGCAAUAAAAGAAUUUGUGGAAGCGAGUAGCAAAUUCACGAUAAAUGGCGUGUUUUACACCCAUUGGCGGGAUGAGAGGUUAUCUUGGGUUCCAGCCAAGUACAACAAUAUUACAAAAACAUUAGUAUCUCAGGAUAAAGUAUGGAUACCAAAUAUAGUGAACAUAAACCCUUUCAAAGAGGUAUACGGACUAGGAAGUAAUCUCGUCCAGGUAAAUGUGGAUAAUGAGGGAUCCUGUUUUUGGGUGACCAUGCAGUCUUUUGAAGUUGUCUGUGACGCAGACGUAACGUACUAUCCAUUUGAUAAGCAGUUUUGCGCACUUAGAUUCGUUGCUUAUACUGUCGGAGUAGACUGGCUAAAUAUAUAUUUCCCAAAUUCUAAAGUCACUCUAACGAGUUAUGAAGAAAGUGGGUUAUGGGAAGUCGAAGACACGACCAACUAUUCUCAUACAGAAGAAGGUACCACAUUUGUAGUGGUCGGGCUACACCUAAAACGGAGGUCUACUUAUUAUAUAGCGAGUCUCUUACUUCCUAUGACAGUCGUGGCCAUUUUGCAGGCAUUCGUUUUCCUUCUUCCCAAUGAUGCCGGUGAGAGGGUCGGGUUUUCCGUGACUGUUCUUCUCGCAAGCGUGGUUUUCCUGACCAUCAUUCAGGGGAAACUUCCCGAGGCGUCCGAACCAAAUAUUUCUGUUCUCGGAUUUCUUUUGUUUGGAUAUGUGAUUUUAGGAGCACUUGUUACUCUGUGUGUGAUUCUCAGUGCAAAUAUCCACUCGUUUAAGGAGGACACCUGUAUGCCGAAAUGGUUAAAAAUUUUAUGUUGCUUAAAAACAAUCGAUGCGAAAGGUCCAUUUUCAACUAAUAUUGUGAUGAAUGUUGAACCACAGAAGGAGGCAAAGGAAAAAGAAUGUCGAUCGUGGUCUUGGAAGGAUGUAGCCAAACGAUUUGACAUGUUUUGCUUUAUUUCCUCAUUGUUUCUGUAUGUACUUCAAAUAAUCAUUUACUUUGGAUUAGCAACUUGA
Molecule: messenger RNA, 1197 nt
Organism: Ostrea edulis (European flat oyster)
Lineage: Eukaryota; Metazoa; Mollusca; Bivalvia; Ostreida; Ostreidae
Product: neuronal acetylcholine receptor subunit alpha-6-like
Exons: 1
Coding region: 1-1197 (398 amino acids)
Biological process (GO): nervous system process; monoatomic ion transmembrane transport; signal transduction
Cellular component (GO): synapse; membrane; neuron projection
Molecular function (GO): transmembrane signaling receptor activity; extracellular ligand-gated monoatomic ion channel activity; neurotransmitter receptor activity
Source: RefSeq, a predicted model, not a curated record